Mobula hypostoma (lesser devil ray) is the source of this 1458-nucleotide messenger RNA. It is a transcript of the gene ssbp1, whose product is annotated as single-stranded DNA binding protein 1. The coding region runs from base 223 to 654 and encodes 143 amino acids. Gene Ontology annotation, molecular function: single-stranded DNA binding. The record is from RefSeq and is a predicted model, not a curated record. Gene Ontology annotation, biological process: mitochondrial DNA replication; positive regulation of helicase activity. NCBI's taxonomy places the organism in Eukaryota, Metazoa, Chordata, Chondrichthyes, Myliobatiformes, Myliobatidae. Gene Ontology annotation, cellular component: mitochondrial nucleoid. The transcript has 7 exons.
AAACGUUAAUUCCGGUUCCGGUUUUUCGGGACACGAGCGGCGGAACAAAUUUACCGGAUCUGUGUCUGAACCACGGGGAGCGACUGAGGGUCUGGGUCUGCUAAUAAACGUAAAUUCCGGUUCCGAUGUUUCUGCAACACGAGUGGCGGGACCGGGGAAGGGACUGAAGCUCUGUGUCUGAUCCACGGGAGAUACUCCGGAAAACAACCAGAGCACCAAAAGAUGUUGCAUGGCUGUAUAUUCAAGGUUGUUCGACAGCUGGUGAGACAUCAGGCGACUGACUCCUCCACCCUUGUACUGGAAAGAUCCUUGAAUCGGGUUCAGUUGCUCGGCCGUGUUGGGCAGGAUCCUGUUAUGCGACAGGUUGAUGGAAAGAAUCCUGUAACAAUCUUCUCAUUGGCCACCAAUGAAAUGUGGCGAUCUGGAGACAGUGAUACACUUGCAUCAGGAGACGUCAGCCAGAAGACAACUUGGCACCGAAUUUCCAUCUUUAGACCUGGUUUGAGAGAUUUGGCUUAUCAGUAUGUGAAGAAAGGAGCAAGGAUUUACGUGGAAGGGAAGCUAGACUACGGUGAAUAUACUGACAAAAGCAACGUUCGGCGACAGGCAACAACAGUUGUGGCAGGUGUGUCUGCGCAUGCACAGUGGGAGUAGAUUCGCCUAAAUAUCUGUUUUAGUAUGGACAGAGAUAAUUUUAAAAACGCCUAGUGCGGACGCCUGUCGUUUUUACUUGAAACCGGCGUUUUCAAAAUUAUCCGGUCUAGUGUGGACGUAGCCUGACACUGUAUAUAAACUAAUACCCUAAAUGCUGUGUGUCCUGAAGAGUGAACACAAGUACACCAGGUACGCCAGGAAUGGAACCAUCUACAGAAAGUGGUGGAUACAACCCAGUCUAUCACAGGUAAAGCCCUCCCCACCACACAGCACAUUCACAAGAAAACAGCCUCUAUCAUCAGCGACCAACACCAUCCAGACCAUGCCCUUUUCUUGCUACUCCCACUGGGCAGGAGGUACAGGAGCCUCGGGACUCACACCACCAGGUUCAGGAAGAGUUACUACCCUAUACACAUCAGGCUUCUGAACUGGCGUGGAAUCUCAGCAGUAGUGUACAUACAGUGAUAUAUAUGUAGCUUAACUUUUGAACUUUUAACUUCAUUCACCACUACUCUGAACUGAUUCUACAACCCGUAGACUCACUUUCAAGGAUUCUUUACAAUGAAUGUUCUUAGCAUUAUUUUUAUUUGUCAGUAAAAUUCUAUUUUAUUUCUUUUUUUCCCUGUAAAUGCCUGUAAGAAAAUGAAUCUCAAGGAGUAUAUGGUAACAUGUUCUUUGAUAAUAAACUUACUUUGAACUAUAAACUUUGAAGGUACUGCAUAACUAACACCCACAUGGCCUAUGUACGACUGUGCUGGGAGCCCCACUCAGCAGGAUCGAGGAAUUUGUUCAAUCACCCGUGUG